Messenger RNA from Babesia sp. Xinjiang, 561 nucleotides. RefSeq lists its product as uncharacterized. The record is from RefSeq and is a predicted model, not a curated record. NCBI's taxonomy places the organism in Eukaryota, Apicomplexa, Aconoidasida, Piroplasmida, Babesiidae. The transcript has a single exon. The coding region runs from base 1 to 561 and encodes 186 amino acids.
AUGGUGCAUAUGAACGAACGGAUGGCUCAUGGAAGGCUCGCUGCCAUGAGGCCAGCUACCGGACCCCUGAGAGAGGCAGAAUGCUCAGUAGAAGGUCACAGCAUUGAGCUAUACGAGGAUUUGAAGGAACUACAUGAUCGAGUUCUUGCCUCCAAUUGGCACGAUUCCAUUUCUAUGAUCAUGAACGGCGAUAUCUUGGAGGCACGCCUGACGCAACUUAAGAGAUUGGCAGAGGAUGUCCCAGAUAUGCAAGUACAGGUGAUGCUCAGCAAAACUCUAGAACUAUUCGAUGCACUAUACAAGGCUGAAGAUCUCCAGGAUCACAUAUUCGAGCUGAUCGAGGAACUUCCACACUUCGGAGGCAAACCCGCAUCGGGAAGCCCAGUAGCAGCCGGAAACAUCGACAAACACAUCAAAUUAGUUCUGGAAAGAUACGCCCAACUUAAAAAAGAACACCCAAGAUAUACUGCAAAGAUACAAGAUUCAGUCGGUUAUACCCUCGCAUUAUUGCGACAAAGGUAUACAUUCAGCUGGCCAGAGGAACACAAAUACUUCUACUAA